Messenger RNA from Gavialis gangeticus (Gharial), 2381 nucleotides. RefSeq names its product 5-phosphohydroxy-L-lysine phospho-lyase (gene PHYKPL). NCBI's taxonomy places the organism in Eukaryota, Metazoa, Chordata, Crocodylia, Gavialidae. The record is from RefSeq and is a predicted model, not a curated record. Gene Ontology annotation, molecular function: pyridoxal phosphate binding; transaminase activity. The transcript has 12 exons. Bases 85 to 1314 code for a protein of 409 amino acids. Gene Ontology annotation, cellular component: mitochondrion.
CUUUUUGAUGUUUGCUCCAGGUCUUCUUGCAAGCUCUUCUUUCCUGAAGAUCCAGUGAAGAUUGUCAGGGCAAAAGGCCAGUAUAUGUAUGAUGAAAAUGGAAGAUGGUACCUUGACUGUAUUAACAAUGUGGCUCACGUUGGACACUGCCACUCUGAUGUAGUAAAUGCAGCCCAUGAACAGAAUCAGUUGCUAAAUACAAAUUCUCGUUAUCUCCAUGACAAUAUAGUGGAUUAUGCAAGAAGACUUUCCAAAACGCUGCCAGAGAAAUUGUGCACCUUCUAUUUUUUGAAUUCAGGAUCAGAAGCCAAUGACCUUGCCCUGAGACUGGCACGACAACAUACAAAACACACAGAUGUUAUUGUGUUAGAUCAUGCUUACCAUGGACAUCUGACAUCCCUGAUUGACAUAAGUCCAUAUAAAUUCAGAAACCUAGAAGGACAGAAGGAUUGGGUCCAUGUGGCUCCUAUCCCGGACACAUACCGUGGAAUAUACAGAGAAGAUCAUAAAGAUUUAGUUACAGCUUAUGCCAAUGAAGUGAAAGAAAUCAUUGAGCAAGCACACAAAAAGGGUAGAAAGAUUGCAGCAUUUUUUGCCGAAUCUUUACCAAGUGUUGCCGGUCAGAUCAUUCCACCAGCAGGCUAUUUCCAAAAGGUAGCAGAACACGUGCACAAAGCAGGAGGUGUAUUUGUUGCCGAUGAAAUUCAAGUAGGUUUUGGCAGAGUUGGCAAACACUUUUGGGCAUUCCAGCUUCAGGGAGAGGAUUUGGUACCAGAUAUUGUCACUAUGGGCAAACCAAUAGGAAAUGGGCACCCUGUCGCCUGUGUAGCAACAACAAAAGAAAUUGCAGAAUCAUUUGCAGCUACUGGAGUGGAAUACUUUAAUACAUUUGGAGGAAAUCCCGUUUCAUGUGCCAUAGGCUUAGCAGUUUUGGAUGUGAUUGAGAAGGAGCAUCUUCAAGCCCAUGCCAUGCAAGUGGGCAACUUACUGAUGGAAUUACUGAAUCAACAGAAAGUUAAACAUCCUAUCAUUGGCGAUGUCAGGGGUGCUGGAUUAUUUAUUGGAGUGGACUUAAUAAAAGACCAAGAGAAAAGGACCCCAGCUACUGAAGAAGCAGAGUACUUGAUAACAAGACUGAAGAAAGAAUACAUUCUGCUGAGUACUGAUGGUCCAGGAAGAAACGUACUUAAGUUCAAGCCUCCAAUGUGCUUUAGUGUACAGGAUGCCAAAUUAGUUGUGGAUGCAAUGGAUAAAAUAUUAACAGAUAUGGAAAAAGAGGCGGCAUGUGAACCAGUGAGAGACCUUCAAUCUUAAACUUCAAUUUUAAUAGGAUAAAUUAAACCCUUUUACUUAUUACCUUACACGAAGUAAAAGGGUUUUCUGCAACUUGGAUACAGGACCUAUUAAUAGUGCUUAUGAAGACAGGGAAGAAGGGCUUUCACUAUUCUGUCAUCCUGCAAUGAACAUCCUCCCGAUUCCCAGGGAAGAAACAAACAACUGUGCCCAACUACAUUUGUCUGAGAAGGCCACCACACUUGUCCAGGACUCUGUAACAAGUAACCGAACAGCACACCUGCAGCUCUUACUGGCAGCUGGGGAUUUCCACUAACCAUUCUAGUCUAACUUCAAAACCAAGAUGUUAACAAUAAAAGGUUUCAGCUGCUGUUCAUUUGCAAGAGAGCCAUGCUACUACCAAUGCUGCAUAGUUUAGUCCAACAUUUCCAUUGUCCAAUAAAAGCCAUUAACUCCUGUUUUCUGCAUCUGUUCUGGAAGCAGUACACUAGAGUUUAGUAGGCACAAGCUGAAGAAUGGCACAAGACACUAGAUUAUGCCUUUUUAUUUCAAAAGCUAGGAUAGCUUCAAUAUCCAUGUCAUGGUGAAUCAGAACACAUGUAAAAUACCUUACAAUACAUUAGAUUCCAAAAAGGUACCAAAAAGUACAGUAAAAUUAACACUUCCAUUACAGGAAAUGUAUGACACAAAAACAAUACAAAAUAAAAAGGUGGAAAGUGACACUGGUUCCCUAAGAUGCAUCUCAUUCUGUACAACUGGAGUAAUGCAGAGUCCAUAGUUAACUCCAAGAGGCAGUCCCUAGAUGCAGAGCUGCAGCUUUAAGCAGACCCUCAAAAUCAGUUUCAGUUUAACCUAUUAAUAAAAUCAUUCAUUAAUAUCUUCAGCAAGGCUGAAAUUUUACACACCACACUGUCUAGACAACUAGUUAUCUGUAAGUAUUAAACAGAGAAGACAUUUCCAGGGAGCUCUUCCAAGUAAGAUGCACAUUUAACAGGCCAUAGAAAUUUAUUGUAAAGUUAAAUUUGGUACAUAAUUGAAAUAGCCAUCUACAGCAUUGAAUACAAAACCUAUGUGGUCAUUUUCCAAAA